AGUCUAAAAAAGAGAACAGCUAUUCACUCCUACAGACGGGGUGAAACCUCAGCAGAAAAAGACAGAAGGAGAAGAGGGAGGAAGUGACAGCACAUGUCUCACAAGUUCUUGAGAGACAGAGAGAUAGAGAGUGCAAUAGACCAAGGGCGUAGCCUGUACCAUCGAUUAACAUUUUUUGGAACCACAACUAUACGAGUAUCUAAGUGUCAAGUGGUGCACCCUGAUACAUUAUCCAAAGAAUGGCAUCGUGGGACCUGUCCGUCAGUGUGGAGGAACUGGGAUCGGAGGCACCACCUCUUAAAAUCAGUGUCACCUCGGAACUACAUAUUGGUGGAGUCAUCCUCAAAGUUGUGGAAAAGUCACAAAUAAAGAGGGAUUGGUCCGAUCAUGCUCUGUGGUGGGAACAGAAGCAGCAGUGGUUGCUGAAACCGUCCUGGACGCUGGAUAAAUGUGGGAUUCACGCAGACGCCCGACUCUGCCUCACGCCCCAACACAAGCCCCUGCGGCUGCUAAUGCCCAACGCCAUCAGCGUCCGCCUGAGAGUCUGCUUCUCCAGCCCUGUGUUCCGCACCGUCAUGGGCAUUUGCAAACUCCUGAACAUUCGCCACCCAGAGGAACUAUCCCUACUUUGGCCAGUAGAAGGGAAAAAGAAAAAGAAAGAUAAAGAUGUUGAGGCAGAGGUGUAUGACAUCACAUGCUCACCACUUCCUUCAAGCACCAUCCUGAAGCUUGCCAAUGGCAUGCCUGCUUUCUAUGCUGAAUCUCCUGAAACUGAGGCUGUGUACAAGAUGCUGGCGGUCAGUCAGCCUCCCCCGGCCCCAGAGACCAUUGCGAAAAUGUACCGGACAACUAAUGUAAUGGAGAAAGCACAAGUUAACAGCAGGUGGUUGGAUUCGUCCCGUUCUCUCCUACAACAGGGAGUCAAAGAAAAUGAUAAACUCCAACUGCGUUUCAAAUACUACAGCUUUCACGACAUCACACCACAGACUGAUGUGGUGCGCCUGACCCAGCUGUAUGAGCAGGCGAGGUGGGCCCUCUUGCUGGAAGAGAUCGAAUGCACUGAAGAAGAGAUGAUGGUCUUUGCUGCCUUACAGUACCACAUUGGGAAAGUGUCUCUAACAGAGCAGUUUGUGGCAUCCAGUCCGGCUAUGGAUGAUCUAGAUUCAGCUCUACAGUGCCUGGAGGUGAAAAUGGAAGGAGAGAGCAGUGCAGAUGACAUGCUGGAAACAAUGACAGCGCCAGAACUACAUGACUACUUGAAAAUAUUCAGACCGAAGAGGCUGACACUGAAAGGAUAUAAACAAUACUGGUUUACAUUUAAGGAUACGACCAUCUCCUACUACAAGAGUAAAGAGGAAAGCUGUAAAGAACCAAUUCAACAGAUGAACCUUAAAGGUUGCGAGGUGGCCCCUGAUGUAAGUGUUGCUGGGCAGAAGUUUUGUAUCAGGUUGCUGAUACCCGGGCCAGAGGGGAUGAAUGAGGUCUACUUGCGCUGUGAGCAUGAGCAACAGUACAGCCGAUGGAUGGCAGCAUGUCGUUUGGCCUCGAAAGGCAAGACUUUGGCUGACAGCUCCUUCUCUAGUGAAGUGCAGAGCAUCCAGUCAUUCUUGGCCAUGCAGAAAACCACACCUAGUAAUAACACAGCUCAGACAGAUGAGAGUAUUAAUACGCACAGCCUCGUCUCUCCACGCUACCAGAAGAAGUACAAACCCAAACAGCUCACGCCGAGAAUCCUGGAGGCCUAUCAGAAUGUAGCUCAGAUCUCAUUAACAGAUGCCAUUCAGAAGUUCCUUCAGAUCUGGCAGGCUCUGCCUGACUUUGGCCUUUCUUAUAUUGUAGUCAGGUUUAAGGGUUGCCGCAAGGAUGAGGUGCUCGGCAUUGCCAAUAAUCGUUUAAUCCGUAUUGACCUGAGUGUUGGAGAUGUUGUGAAAACCUGGAGAUACAACACCAUGAGGCAAUGGAAUGUCAACUGGGACAUUAAACAGGUUGCCAUUGAGUUUGAUGGCAAUGUGAACAUCGCAUUUAGCUGUGUAACUGCAGACUGUAAGAUUGUCCAUGAGUACAUCGGCGGCUACAUCUUCAUGUCUACACGAGGACGAGAGCAGAGUGACACCCUGAACGAGGAGCUGUUUCACAAACUGACAGGCGGCCAUGAAGCUCUAUGAGGGAAAAAAAAUGU
Molecule: messenger RNA, 2179 nt
Organism: Rhinichthys klamathensis goyatoka
Lineage: Eukaryota; Metazoa; Chordata; Actinopteri; Cypriniformes; Leuciscidae
Gene: fermt3a
Product: fermitin family homolog 3
Exons: 16
Coding region: 240-2165 (641 amino acids)
Biological process (GO): cell-matrix adhesion; leukocyte cell-cell adhesion; integrin activation
Cellular component (GO): cell-substrate junction
Molecular function (GO): integrin binding
Source: RefSeq, a predicted model, not a curated record